Molecule: messenger RNA, 1277 nt
Organism: Neopelma chrysocephalum (saffron-crested tyrant-manakin)
Lineage: Eukaryota; Metazoa; Chordata; Aves; Passeriformes; Pipridae
Gene: GPR61
Product: G protein-coupled receptor 61
Exons: 1
Biological process (GO): G protein-coupled receptor signaling pathway
Cellular component (GO): signaling receptor complex; plasma membrane; endosome
Molecular function (GO): G protein-coupled receptor activity
Source: RefSeq, a predicted model, not a curated record
CUCUGCGAGGACCCCCCAGAUGAGCACGACCGGGGGGCACCUCUGGGUGCUCUGAGCACCCCCCCCCCAGCGAUGUGAGCCCCCCGUGCGAUGCCCAGCGCAGGAUGGAGCCCUCCCUGCCCUCCCCGUGGGGCUGGAACGGCUCCCGAGGAGGGGGGGCCCGGCCCCCCAACAACGGCAGCGCCGAGGGCAAGGCCAAGGACGGCGGGGGGGCGGCGCGGGCCGUGGGGCUGCUCUUCAUGGUGCUGCUCGACCUGACGGCGCUGGUGGGCAACGCGGCCGUGGUGGGGGUCAUCGCCCGCACCCCCGCCCUGCGCAAGUUCGUCUUCGUGCUCCACCUGUGCCUCGUGGACCUGGUGGCCGCGCUGACGCUGAUGCCGCUGGAGAUGCUGGUGGGCUCGGCGCUGGGGGGCUCGCCGGGGCUCUGCCGCGUCUACCUGUUCCUGCUGGUGUGCCUGAGCUCCGUGUGCAUCCUCUCCAUCUCCACGCUCAGCCUGGAGCGCUACUACUCGGUGGUGCACCCGCUGCGCUACGAGGCGCACAUGACGCCCACGCUGGUGGCCGGGGUGCUGGCGGCCGUGUGGCUCAAGGCCGUGGCCACCUCGGUGGUGCCGGUGCUGGGCUGGCUGUCGCCCCCCGAGCGUCCCCCCGCGCCGGGCUGCUCGCUGCAGUGGAGCCCCGGCGCGCCCUGCGUGGUGUUCGCGGCGUUCCUCGCCGCCUUCUACUUCGCGCUGCCGCUGCUGGUCAUCGUGCUCACCUACUGCGCCAUGUUCCGCGUGGCCCGAGUGGCCGCCGCCCAGCGCGGCCCCCUCCCCACCUGGCUGGAGACCCCCCCCCCGGCCCGCCGGCGCUCGGCCUCGCUCAGCAGCCGCUCGCCGAUGGUGACCCCCCCGUGCCCGGGGGGAGCCCCCCGCAGCACCCCGCACAGGACGCCGGGCGCGGGGGGCAAGGCGGCCGCGGUGCCGCUGGCCGUGGGGGGCCAGUUCCUGCUCUGCUGGUUGCCCUUCUUCUCCUUCCAGCUCUACGCGGCGCUGGGGGGGGCGCGGGGGGGCGGCGCGGCCGAGACCGUGGUGACCUGGCUGGGGUUCUGCUGCUUCACGUCCAACCCGUUCUUCUACGGCUGCCUCAACCGGCAGAUCCGCGCCGAGCUGGGCCGGCUCGUGGCGACCCUCCUGAAGCAGCCCCCCGAGGAGGGGCUGCGCCUGCCCAGCCGAGAGGGCUCCAUCCAGGAGAACUUCCUGCAGUUCCUGCAGAGCACGGGCAGACCCCCCGAGCCC